This is a messenger RNA of Hydatigera taeniaeformis, 3279 nucleotides long. Lineage: Eukaryota; Metazoa; Platyhelminthes; Cestoda; Cyclophyllidea; Taeniidae. The record is from the annotation of a GenBank genome assembly.
AUGAAUGUGGAGCGUUCUGGUCCUUCGGCAUCAUCAAAGACGCCCAAAUCUGAUGGGAAUUCCGAUCAUAGCGGAUCAUCACGUGGACUUUAUGCUAACAAUCACGAAAUAUCAAAGGACGCUUCGCUUUCGUUUCCAAUAAAGCGGAGCACUGCAGCGCUGCAAGAACCACCAUCGGUAUUUGAGAAAUCCCCAGUUUUGGAACGCUCAUCGAAAAGACCGCUUGCAAAACAGACUACACCCAGUCCGAAGCGACCUCGUAAAAACUCCGGACAUUUGAAAGACGCUAAGACAGAAAAGGUUGGGGAUGCUGUCAACAUAAAGAAGGAUAGGUCAGACGACGAAAGAGAUGAUGCUGUGACUAACGUCCAAAAUUCUCCAAAGGACCAACGUCGUUCUCGCAAAAAGAAAAGAAGGGAUAAGGAGCGUAAAAGAAGCAGUAAGAAACAUUUGGAUAAAAAGUCUAAUGAGGAGGAAGAUGAAGAAAAGGGGGAGAAGGUGAUAGUUCGAAGGGAUCGUACAAGAAAGAUCACGAAAUCUCCUAUAUCGGAGACUCUGGUGGCUGCUUACAGCUCCGAUGGAGGCGAUGAGUUGCAUCAACCCAAACGUACUUCUCCGGCCACUCUUCCCCGCGCCCACGCUGCAUCCUCGCCCGUUGUGCACAGUGAGCGCAAAAAAACCUUAACUUCUGCCUCCCCCCCAUGCACUACUGUGCCUGCCCCCGUCACUAAGGUGACAAAAGGCACGGCGAAGUCAACUUGGGACUCUAGUGACAGUGACUUUGAGGAGACGAUUGCGAAGCCAUUAACUUCACCUGCCGUUCAAAAAUCCACCAAAACUCCUGAAAGUAGUAGUGGGGUGGAGAAGACACAAAAGAAUCGUAGUGUCUCCCGCAAGCGUUCUCAUUCACCGCAUCUUCGUCUUCCUGUUCGUCACGUCGAAGAAGUUAUUCCUCUCGAUCUUAUUCUUCUCGACGGAGGUCCUAUUCCACUUCAUCUUCAGUCAGCAGCAGUAGUCGUAGUUCCUCCAGAUCCUACUCUCGUCGUAGGCGCAGUCGACGCCAUGGACGUAGGCGGCAUGGUCGUCGUCACCACCGCCGGUCGUCUACUCGUUCUUCCUACUCACGAAGCUCUUACUCCCGUUCAUCGAGUAGAGGACACGGAAGUAGGCGACGGCACAGAGCGCUCUCGCACGCCAAACUCACGUGACGCUUCACGAACACCGCCUCCUCCGGUGUGUCGUCGGACUGUGAAUCAGCGCAACCCCAGCGCCGUUGUUACUGCAGCCGGUGUGGUUAGUCCUACAGAAGCUCGUCUAUCCCGACCAUUGGGAAAUAAGGGCAGUUUCAUUCGUGGUCACAAACCCUCCGAAGCGGUUGCAGCGGCGGCUAGUGCAGCUGUUCGAAAGAUAACUGGACGGACAGAACCUAGUCCACCAUCUACGCCACCAGCGUUACCGAAACUGGAGGAAUCAGAAGCCAAGGAGGAGAGUAAUGCGGAGGAGGUGGAGCCUACAAAAGAACUUGAUUCAAAUUAUAUAGGUCCGCAGGUACCUCCGGAUAUGGCUAAAAAGCUGGGUUUGAGUGUGGACUCUCCACCACCGUCGAAGUCGACCAACUCUACCACACCAUCUGGCAACAAUGCUGGCAGUAAUGGUAAUAACAACUGGAAGGCUCAUGUCGGAGCUAAGAGGAAAUCUGAGAGGGUAGUUAGUGAGGGCCCGAAGAGGCAGGAGGAGAACAAGUCAGAUUUUAUGACUCCUCCUGAAAAAGAUGACCAAUAUAAAGCUCUGCAAGAACAAGCCAAGGAACAUGUACGUCAACAAAUGCAGCUCCAAGCGAACCAGCAGCAGCAACUUGCUGCCGCGGCAGCUGCCGUUGCCUCUGCGGCUGCCGUCCAACCAGCAACUACGGGGUCGGUUGCCAUGCUGCCCACUGCGGUCGGCCAUUUCUCUGUGGUCGAGCAGUUGAGGCAGAGGCAGCAAAUCUACCUCCUAUCAGGAGCUAUGGACCAAGCAUUAGCCUUAGAGAAUAUCAUUCGGCAGCAUCAGCAAGUUGAGGCCGCCACUGCCUUGCAGCAGCAUCAGGCUUUGCAAAUGCUCGCCUUUCAACAACAGCAACAGAGCGCAAUCAUAGCAGCACAGCAGCAGCAAGUUCAGCAGCAUCAGGUUCAAUCAGCUCAACAGGCAGCUUUGCUUCUCGCUGCGCAACAGCAUCAAGCUGCUGCUGCUGCUGCGGCUUCCCAUUCUGACAGCACCGGUGCUGCUGCCGCAGCUGCCAUGAUCGCGGCUCAGCAACAGCAACAACAACAAGCCAUUAUUCAGACUAUUCUUCAGCAAAGGCAACAACAGUGCUACUUCUCCCCUUCUCCCUGCCUCCACAUCGGUCUGGUAAAACCGUUUGCACUUCUCCAUUUCCCUGCGGCAAAUGCCAUAUUCUUCUCACCCGCUAACUACCGCAAGAUAUUAAUAUUUGUUUACCAGGGCAAUGGCGAUAUACCCGUAAUUGCAAUCCUCUUCCUCACUACUAUUUUCUCACAUAUUCCUUCUGGAGUGCCUAAGUGUUCCUUUUCUCCUUUCUCCUCUCCCUUGACGCAAAUGAAGGCGCUGGUUGCUGCGGCCCAACAGCAGCAGCAACAACAGAUUCAAAUGCUCCUGCAAAUGAAGGUGCAACAGCAGGCAGCAGCUUAUGCCAAUGCGGUAGCAGCGUCCUCUGCCGCACCUACUGUAGCGCAAUCCAGUGCUGGCGCAGCAGCUGCUGCAGCACCUCCUGUCAGUGUUCCCACGACAACGACGUCAGCCGCGGCAGUGUCCAGUACAAACACGAACGGCGCGCUCUCAGGAUCUGAGCCUUCCGCUGGCUCGGAUGCCGCUAAUCCACAAUCUCCCACCAUGCUUGCUGCUAUGGCCGCGGCACAGAGGAAUCAGGCCUUUCAACAAGAGCAGCUGCAGAAACAGCUCAGUGCGGCAGCUAUGGUUUCUGCAAGUGCUACCGGAAUGGCUUUGACACAGCAACAGCAGCAGCGCCAGCAGCUGCUUGCACUCCAGGCGGCAGCUGUGGCUGCACAGCAACAGCAGCAGCAGCAACAACAACAACAGCAGUCUGCGACAGCUCCACAACCGGCCACGUCGCCCACGAGUCUCUCAUCCGCAGUGCAACAGCAACUCGCUGCUGCCGCGCUUUACCAACAACAACAAAUGCAGAGUCAGCAACAGCAACAGCAACACGCUGUCGCCUUGUUGUUUGCUGCUCAACAGUCCCGAAUGCUUCGGCCCUCUUAG